AUUUCCCCUAAUAGACACGACACAAAGGUCAAAAUUGAAUUAAACUGUAGUUUUUUUGCCCUUUACAGCCAAAGAGUUAACCUCUCUGAAUACAAAACAAUAGACUACAAAUAAACUUCUCCUUAAUUUACACAUUUCUAUAUAACCAACCUGGGUCAUGCACCAGGUGUACAGUGUGGUCAAAUGUGGGAAACACACACUACGGUUCUAUAAUGACAAAGUUCCUAGUUCAGAUUAUGUGCAACUGGAAAUGUUGUUGGUUAAACCUUUUUAUUCCAUGUGGAUGACAGUAACCCUGGAGUCUGAGUCGACUCUGAUGUCUGUUCUUUAAAAUGUUCCUCUCUCCUUCGCCACAAAGAUCAACUACAUCAUACAGUACAUCCACAUGAAGGAAAGUACGGCACCUGUGAAUGUCACUGUGCUGUAACCCUCCCAUUAAGAUACGCUGUCUACCUCAGUGGCGCCCCCAACCUUUUCUGUACCAUGGACCGGUCUGCCUGUAUCAGCCGACUGGUUAUAUCACAUCAUCAUUGAGGAUAAAUUUACACAAUAAAACAUCUUUUGGACUAUACUCUGUUAGUACUGUUGUAUGACUGAACUAUUGUUUUGAAACAUUAUCUCUUAAUGAACAAAGUAAAGGGAUAUGACUGGAUUCUCUUUGAAUGAAGUAAAUUAGUAAAACUGAACUGCGGCGCUGUACCACAUGACAUACGGACCAGCACUGGUCCCCGCACCAGGGGUUGGGAACCUCUAUUCUAUUUGGCUUCUGCGUCUUGUGAAUGCAGUGUCAGUUACAAACGAUGAUGUUCUGUACAAGACCUGGACUCCUGUUUAAGACGAAACUCAAUGACAGUGUGUGUUUGUUGUUUUAUUGUAUUAAAUGUAUUUAUGCUUCAUUAAAUAUAAAACUCUUAACAACUGUGGUAUGUUCAAGUAAAUUCCAGCUCGGAUCAGAUCAGCUCGGAUUGGAACAGUCAGCCUUGUGUGUACUUAACAAUUUAAUUUUACCAGAUUCACUUUAAUUUAAAAUAAUUUGAACCGUAAAUAUUACUGUCUUUCUUUACUUUUCUCUUUUUUCUGUUUCUAAUAGAGGCAAUAAACGUCUAGUUGGUGAGUGAUUACUUUAAAAAAAUCAUCAUCAUCAUUUGUGUGUUCUUAUAUCUAAUGUUAACACUAACGCGCAUAUAACGUGGAAAGGCUCCGUCUAAUGAUGUAGCCUGUUGCUGUCUCCGUGUGUGCGUGCGUGCGUCCUGACGUGCGUGCGUGCGUGCGUGUGUGUGGUAGGAGGGGUUUUCUGGAGCCACUUGCUCCCUCUAAUUAGCAGCGUGUGCUGGUAAAGAAACUCAGAGGAGCGACCUCACCAAGACGCACAUCCAGUGGCCUGUCACCUGUGCCAUGACUUAACUGAGUGAACCUGAACGCAGCAGCAGCAGCAGCAUCAGCAGCAGCAGUAUCCGUGUGCUCCGCAGUCUGUCAUUCCGUUGUUCCGCCGUUAUACCUAAAAACUUAUCUUUUGGUUUAUUUUUCUAACACUUUUUUUAAGUAUAAUUUAGUUUUCCUGUGUGUGACUUGUUGUGGUGCGUUUGCUGCGCCCCGCUCCCCCCGGUGUCUGUGUCGCACAGACCUGCUGCCACAGCUGAGCUCAGCGGGGCCCUCGGUUGGUGAGUUGCGUGUCCGACCCACAAGUCAGCGACAGGACUUAAAAGCCCGCAGUAAGGAUGAUGUCCUACAUAAAGCAGCCCCAUUACACCAUGAACGGGUUAAAUUUGCCUGGCCCCGGGAUGGACGUGCUUCACACCACCGUCGCUUAUCCAUCCACACCGCGAAAGCAGCGCAGAGAGCGCACCACCUUCACCCGGACACAGCUGGACAUCCUGGAGGCGCUGUUCUCCAAGACCCGGUACCCAGACAUCUUCAUGAGGGAGGAGGUGGCCCUCAAGAUCAACCUGCCGGAGUCACGUGUGCAGGUAAAAGAGGAAUGUGUUGUGGAGCACCUGUAUGUUUUUAUUCACCGCAGCUGUAGAACUCUCCUUACAGGAAGUUCCUCUGUGUUUUUCUGUCACGACUCGUUCGGUUCUAACAUGCUGUAUUUGUUGACACAUCUACAGGUUUGGUUCAAAAACCGCCGUGCCAAGUGCCGUCAGCAACAGCAGCAGAGCAGUGGUCAGUCCAAACCACGCCCUCCUAAGAAGAAGGCUUCUCCGAUCCAGGAGCCCAGUGCCCCUGACCCUGUUCCUAACCCGUCCAGCUCCUACAGCCCCUCUCCGGUCCAGUCAGGCCCAACACUGGCUCCCAGCUCCAGCACUGGAAACACAGCCGUGUCCAUCUGGAGCCCUGCUAUCUCCCCACUGCCGGACCCCCUGGCCUCCUCCGCCCCCUGCAUGCAGCGGCCCUCUCCUUACCCCAUGAGCUACGGCCAGCCGUCGGCCUACACCCAGGGCUACGCCAGCACCACCUCCUACUUCACUGGCUUGGACUGCAGUGCCUACCUGUCCCCCAUGCACUCGCAGUUGUCAGGCACCAGCGGCGCCCUCAGCCCCAUCACCGUGCCCUCCAUGGGUGGCUCCUUAAGUCAGUCCCCGGCCUCGCUGUCCUCGCAGGGCUACAGCACGGCCUCCUCUCUGGGCUUCACCUCCGUCGACUGCCUGGAUUACAAGGACCAGCAGGCCUGGAAACUGGGCUUCACCACAAUGGACUGCCUGGAUCACAAAGACCAGAGCUCCUGGAAGUUCCAGGUGCUGUAGACAGAAGGAGACGAAGGAGACGAAGGCCCCAGGGUUGGUCAGAGAGUCAGUGUGAGGUAGUCAGAGGAGGUUCUGCCCCAGGACUCAGUUAUCAUUCACUCUCACUUUAUUGUUUGUAAGGUCUCGUUUUGUUUUCUAAUGGUGAUUUCUGUAGUGCUUCAUGUGAUUCCAGAGACGUUGCUUAUAGAAGGACGGUAACUACACUGUGAGCAGCCGCGGAGAGCAGCAGAGCGUAUGUGGUGUCUUCAUGUUAUGUAAACUGGAAAAAAAAAAAAAAAAAAAAAAAAAACAGAAACCUUUUAAAGCCCUACCCGGAAACAACAGCUCCACACAUGGACAAGUCUAAUCCAUGACAUGAACAUGUGACUCAGCAUGAGCGUGACACUUUUUGUUCUUUAAACCCAUGUUGUUAUAUAGUUCUUUUAAACUGCUCUAGUAGGAGCAGGCUCUUAAGUGUGGCUGCAGUUAUGAAUCGACCUGGAUUGUUAUUAAAACUAAUGACCAACUCGUUAAAUGACCACUAAACCCAGGACUGUUUGACUCCCAUGUUACUAACAUAUGUCUGUCUUAAGAUACACAACAGAUACAGACCUG
Cynoglossus semilaevis (tongue sole) is the source of this 3338-nucleotide messenger RNA. RefSeq names its product cone-rod homeobox (gene crx). Gene Ontology annotation, molecular function: RNA polymerase II cis-regulatory region sequence-specific DNA binding; DNA-binding transcription factor activity, RNA polymerase II-specific. The transcript has 2 exons. Gene Ontology annotation, biological process: regulation of transcription by RNA polymerase II; multicellular organism development. Lineage: Eukaryota; Metazoa; Chordata; Actinopteri; Pleuronectiformes; Cynoglossidae. The coding region runs from base 1719 to 2744 and encodes 341 amino acids. Gene Ontology annotation, cellular component: nucleus. The record is from RefSeq and is a predicted model, not a curated record.